AUGAUCUUGACACGCAGUGUUGUUCUGGGAUUUCUGGGCUCAGCGUCCUUGGCCCUCGCCUCUCCGGUUGCCGAACUGGCUGAAGGGAGCAGACUCACCCCUCGUGGAUCUGCAUGCAGCUAUUCGGGAGCCAGUGGUGCAGCAGCAGCGAUAGCUGGAAAGGCAGGUUGCUCCAGUAUUACUCUCAACAACGUUGUAGUGCCUGCCGGGACUACGCUGGAUUUGACUGGUCUGGCCUCGGGUACCAAGGUGAUUUUUGAGGGAACCACUACUUUCGGCUAUAAGCAGUGGGCUGGCCCUCUGAUCUCCAUCUCUGGAACCAACAUCCAAGUUUCUGGAGCUUCCGGUCACCUCAUCGAUGGCCAAGGUUCCCGCUGGUGGGACGGAGAGGGUUCCAACAGCAAGACCAACAUCAAGCCUAAGUUCUUCUUCGCCCACAGUCUCAAGGGAUCCUCCACUAUCACCGGGUUGAACAUCAAGGAUUCUCCCGUUCAGGUCUUCAGCAUCUCUGGCUCGUCCGGUCUCACAAUCAGUGGUGUCACAAUUGACAACAAGAAUGGUGAUACGAACUCUCUUGGUCACAAUACCGAUGGGUUCGAUAUCGGCGACAGUGAUAGCAUUACCAUCACUGGUGCUACGGUUUAUAACCAAGACGACUGCCUUGCUAUCAAUUCUGGAACGAACAUUGUCUUUUCCGGGGGUUACUGCUCUGGUGGGCACGGAUUGUCUAUCGGCUCAGUCGGUGGCCGUUCCAAUAAUGUGGUAGAGACCGUCCAUAUCAGCAGCACCCAGGUCGUCAACUCUCAGAAUGGUGUCCGUGUCAAGGCUGUCUCUGGUGCCACCGGUACUAUCAAAGGCGUGACUUUCCAGGAUAUUACCCUCUCCGGCAUUACGAGCCAGGGAAUCACCAUCCGCCAAGACUACACCAACUCUGGCUACACUGGAAGCCCCACGACCGGGGUUCCAAUCACUGGUCUCACCUUGAACAAUGUGCACGGCACGGUCACAUCCAAGGGUACCGAUAUCACCAUCGAGUGUGGAAGUUCUGCCAGUUGCUCAGGCUGGACUUGGACUAAGGUUGCAGUGUCUGGCGGUAAGGCGGAUGUGUGCAAGAAUGCACCUUCCGGCACUUGCUAA
This is a messenger RNA of Penicillium expansum, 1137 nucleotides long. Its product is annotated as glycoside hydrolase family 28 protein. Lineage: Eukaryota; Fungi; Ascomycota; Eurotiomycetes; Eurotiales; Aspergillaceae. Gene Ontology annotation, cellular component: extracellular region. Bases 1 to 1137 code for a protein of 378 amino acids. The record is from RefSeq and is a predicted model, not a curated record. Gene Ontology annotation, molecular function: polygalacturonase activity. Gene Ontology annotation, biological process: pectin catabolic process. The transcript is spliced from 4 exons.